GCGCACUUAGGCUAUCCGUCCCUGCAUGUGCACAGUGCACAGGCCAACGGUAGCCCCAAGAGCGUGCCAGCCCUGCAGACACCACAGAGGCGGUUACUUAGAGGAGGAGUUGGUGCCAUGUUAGCCCGGCAGGUGGCAGCGGCGCUGCUGCUGUGGCUGAGCUGCUGUGUCUCAGCUCUGUGGAGAUACUACAUGAAUACCCCAGAGUAUGCCAUUUUUAGUACCAGGAGUUCUAUUAACUUAGAGUAUGAAGGAACGUCAUUUGACUCGUGGAAAAUACCAGAAACAUGUGUAGUUGAAAAUACUACAUCACCCAAGACAACACUACACUGUAAAAGCGCUGGUACUCACAGGAUAAAACCAAUUGCCACAACCCAAGAAGAAGAACGGUAUCUGACUGUGUCUGAUUCUUAUGUUUGCUUCUUGUGGUAUUUCACAGUUGUAGACGUUUAUUACAACUUAAGCCAGAUUGUCACCAUAUGGGUGUAUGAUCCAGAAAGUGCUAGCUCUGAAGAGCUGUUGAAGACCGCAAAGAAACCUUCACUGAAUUCCCAGGUACUAACCAAGCAUUUCUACACCAUGGGACAGCGUCCUUUCAUAUUCACACCUGAGAAGAGGCUCGUGUACCACUCAGGUUCCUUAACUUCAGAAGGAACCUGGGUCAUUCAUCUGCCAAUGUCUUCAGAUGAUAUAGUCAAAGUGAUAAAAGGUAACAAAGUGGCUUUCCAGGACUGCCUCAUUGCAAAUCGCCAGUUCAUGCUGACGUUUCCCGUAAUGACUAUGUUGGAGCCUCCUGGAUACCUGCCAAUCACCCUGCCAGCUGGAAGUCCACUGCUGAUUAGCUGGCAUUCCUGCAUCUCUUCGUAUGCUCUCUUGAUCACUGACCAGGAGAGCCUCCAAACAAAUGACUCCUUUCAAACCUGGGUCAAAAUAAGAGUCCCUCCAGGUAUCCUGAGUGACGCUCAAAGGCACAGUCUGAAGGAUGCGAUCCUAUUUGCGGAAGGAAUUCUGUUUCUAGUAGAAAGUACUGUUUACCUAAAAAAAGAUGGUGUAUUUAUGAAACUGAACAGAAGCAGAGGUAUUUCUGAAACUGGAAUUCUUGGCUUUUCAAGAAGACGAUGGUGUCAGAUUAGAUAUUUAUAUAAGCUUUCAGCAACAAAAACCAUAGUAGUGGCUUGGUCAAAAAGUGACUUGUUCAUUGGAUUUCAUACAUUUACCUUUGAGACAUUAGUGACUACUUCACGGCUAAAAACUAUUCUCAAGAUUCCCCCCACUGACACUCUGGAAAUAGCAACUGUUGAGUACUCAUGGCACCCGAAGGAGGCUGCUAUCGUGCUGUUCCACUGCUCUGUCUGCACCGACACCAGGAACCUUCGCAUAGUGCUGUAUAAUGGAAUAUAUGAUAGGUACACACUCAAGGAAUUUGGAAUAGAAGUGCCCAAGGAGAGAGUGUUAGAAGGUCGUUUUCUUUUCUCAGCCAUGCCUGAUAUGAUCCUGUGGGACCAACACAAUGUUUACUAUACCUACAGAAACUUCACUGCUGUUGGAACUAUCAAAACAGUUACAGGAGACACCGACUUCCCAUCGUUAGCACAGGGCAGCAAUGUCCACUUCGUCCUUGUAGAUAGUAUUGGAAAUAUUUUGAUUAAAAUGUUAAAUAAUAAACUGUUCUACGUCAAGGCUGACAUUACAGAGGCAGUUCCGCUACAUACAUGGAUAAACACGACCGCAAAGACAGCACUUUUCUUGGACAAAACUCGUCAACCAUGUUUAAUACACUAUAACGAAAACCUCGACGAAAAGAACCAGUUGCAGAUACAGCCAUAUCCCUUAAUUCUAGAGUUACAAAGUGUAAAUGAAGAAUUAAAAGACUGGUGCCCAUAUCUGGCUUUUCAACACAAUAUUGAAAGUCAGUUUUACAUUCUGGAUAAAGGAGAAAACCUGACAGUUUGGAGUCAACUAGUCUACCCAGAAAAUCGGGGUCUCUACAUUAUUGUGGAUCACUAUGGUUCAGAUGUAUUAACCUGGACACAAAAUGUUGAGUAUGAGAUUGCGUCGGGAUUCUGUACUAAAACUAUGAUAACAAGUUUUUUUCAGAAAACAAAUUACGAAUUAGUAGAUGAUUACUAUGAUUUACAACAAAAGAACGUAGGUCUCACACUUCUUCAGUUCCGACCUAGUGAGUCUUCAAGAACGUGUCCAACAGCCAAACCGGUGUUUGAAAUUGAUGUUGGCUGUGAUUCAAGUAAAUACAUUAUGGUUCAAGGAUUUAAUAGGAGUGGAUGUCAACGUCAUGAUUUUUCUUAUGUGAUUGACAAGAAUCUUCUGAGAGAGAGCCUAUCUGAAAAUCUGAAAGUAAGGUAUGACGUGGCAAAAUACGGCUGCCCUCGGACACUUCAAUUGGAAGAAAUGUUUCAUCCUGUCGUAGAAUUGUAUGAUGAAAGUGGAUUUAUUAAGAUAGUUGACGCAAAUUUUAUCGUGUGGGAAAUCCAUGGCAGGAAUGACUACACCUUUAAUUCUACUAUGGAGCAGAAUGGCUGUAUAAAUGAAGCACAGACAUGGGAGUCAAUGAUAGAGGAAAACCCGGGCAUGCCACUGGACGAAGUCUGGGGGCCUCAGAACUAUAGGCCUUGUUUUUCUUAUGCUGUUGGGAAGCCAGGAGACCUAAGCCAACCGUAUGAGAUUCUAAACCAUUCUAAUAAAAACAGUCUGAAGUGGUCCCUGACGUAUACUGGAAUGUAUGUAUUUCGCUUGAAGAUCUUGGAUCCAAACUAUAGCUUCUGUAACCUAACAACUAUUUUUGCGAUUGAGAGCUUAGGAAUGAUUCCCAGAUCAAGUAUCUACCUGGUAGCUGCCUUGAUUUUUGUCCUGAUGCUCACCUUCAUCAGUAUUCUAGUUCUGAGCUAUUUCUGGUACUCAAAGAUUUAUAGACAGUUUAUUUUUGAGCCACUUCACAAGCCUCCUGCAAAACAGAAGAAACAUUAGGAAAUCUGAGAGUUAAUUCU
Molecule: messenger RNA, 3005 nt
Organism: Arvicanthis niloticus (Nile rat)
Lineage: Eukaryota; Metazoa; Chordata; Mammalia; Rodentia; Muridae
Gene: Catspere
Product: catsper channel auxiliary subunit epsilon
Biological process (GO): sperm capacitation; flagellated sperm motility
Cellular component (GO): sperm principal piece; CatSper complex
Source: RefSeq, a predicted model, not a curated record